CAAACACAUUUGUAAAGUGUUAUUUCUAUGCACUGCCGCAGCUAUUGUUGUGGCAGUGAAAAGUACAUAAUUUAGAGGGAAACGGGGAUGUGUCUUUGAAAAGGAGUAUUCCAAUACUUUACUCAGAUUAAAAACGUAAUAUUUGUUUCUAAUUGGUACUGUUUUGUUUCAUUUUGAGCCAAGAACGAGCACUACUACUACUACACGAUGAGACAACACUGUCCCUGUGAUAAAUUGAUGAAUACUUGGGCCUGGACUGAAAUGGUUUCUUGGCAGGAUGCUCUCCUGAUUGCUACUUGAAGGGGGUCUUCCACGAUCGUCUGCCACUCCGAAGAGAAGACCCCACCUUGUCUCUGUGUUACAUUGUGGCCUCUCUUCAUCACCUUAUGGAGGAGUAGCUCUUGACGGUUUCAUUACAAGCAAUAAAAGAAGACGUGGCACGGAGCAACUGAGAGGAGAGCAACAACAAGCAAAGAGACAAUGUCAUCCAACAGAAGCCAGAACCCUCAUGGGCUCAAGCAGAUUGGCCUGGACCAGAUCUGGGAUGACCUGCGAGCAGGAAUACAGCAGGUGUACACCAGACAGAGCAUGGCCAAAUCACGAUAUAUGGAACUGUACACACAUGUUUAUAACUACUGUACCAGUGUGCAUCAGUCCAAUCAGGCCCGUGGGGCAGGGCCCCCUCCAUCCAAGCCCUCCAAAAAGGCCCCAACCCCAGGAGGGGCCCAGUUUGUGGGCCUGGAGCUCUACAAGAGACUCAAGGAGUUCCUCAAGAACUACCUGACCAACCUGCUCAAGGAUGGAGAAGACCUGAUGGAUGAGAGUGUAUUGAAGUUCUACACACAGCAGUGGGAAGACUACAGAUUCUCCAGCAAAGUGCUGAAUGGUAUCUGUGCCUACCUCAACCGGCACUGGGUCCGCCGCGAGUGUGACGAGGGGCGCAAAGGGAUAUAUGAAAUCUACUCCCUCGCGUUGGUGACAUGGAGAGAAUGCCUUUUCAGACCUUUGAAUAAACAAGUCACAAAUGCUGUAUUGAAGCUCAUUGAGAAGGAACGUAACGGAGAGACCAUCAAUACUAGGCUUAUCAGUGGAGUCGUCCAGUCCUAUGUUGAGUUGGGUCUCAAUGAGGAUGAUGCCUUUGCCAAAGGCCCCACGUUGUCAGUCUACAAAGAGUACUUCGAGACUCAGUUCUUGGCGGACACCGAGCGCUUUUACACACGAGAGAGCACAGAGUUCCUGCAACAAAAUCCAGUUACUGAAUACAUGAAAAAAGCUGAGGCGCGUCUGUUGGAGGAGCAGCGGAGGGUGCAGGUGUACCUCCAUGAGAGCACGCAGGACGAGCUGGCCCGCAAGUGUGAGCAGGUGCUCAUUGAGAAGCACCUGGAGAUCUUCCACACAGAGUUCCAGAACCUUCUGGACGCUGACAAAAAUGAAGACCUUGGGCGGAUGUACAAUUUGGUGUCCCGGAUCACUGAUGGAUUGGGAGAGCUGAAGAAACUCCUGGAGACGCACAUAUAUAACCAGGGCCUUGCUGCUAUAGAGAAGUGUGGAGAAGCAGCUCUCAAUGAUCCCAAAAUGUAUGUCCAGACCAUCUUAGACGUCCACAAGAAGUAUAAUGCUUUAGUAAUGUCAGCGUUCAACAACGAUGCUGGUUUUGUUGCUGCUCUGGACAAGGCCUGUGGACGCUUCAUAAACAACAAUGCUGUAACCAAGAUGGUGCAGUCAUCCAGCAAAUCCCCAGAGCUGCUGGCUAGAUACUGUGACUCUCUGCUGAAGAAGAGCUCAAAGAACCCAGAGGAGGCAGAGCUAGAAGACACACUAAACCAAGUGAUGGUGGUCUUUAAGUACAUAGAGGACAAAGAUGUGUUCCAGAAGUUCUACGCCAAGAUGCUGGCUAAGCGGUUAGUCCAUCAGAACAGCGCCAGUGAUGAUGCUGAAGCCAGUAUGAUCUCCAAACUAAAGCAAGCGUGCGGCUUCGAGUACACCUCCAAACUCCAACGCAUGUUCCAGGACAUCGGAGUCAGCAAAGACCUAAAUGAACAAUUUAAAAAGCACCUCACCAACUCUGAGCCUUUGGACUUGGACUUCAGCAUCCAGGUCCUCAGUUCUGGUUCCUGGCCCUUCCAGCAGUCCUGUACAUUUGCCUUGCCCUCUGAGCUGGAGAGGAGUUACCAAAGGUUCACUGCCUUCUACGCCAGCAGACACAGCGGGCGCAAGCUGACCUGGCUCUACCACCUGUCCAAAGGAGAGCUGGUCACCAACUGCUUUAAGAACAGAUACACGCUGCAGGCUUCUACCUUCCAGAUGGCCAUCCUAUUGCAGUACAAUGCUGAGGACGUCUACACAGUGCAGCAGCUCGCUGACAGCACACAGAUCAAGAUAGACAUUUUGGUGCAGGUGUUGCAAAUCUUGUUGAAGUCCAAAUUGCUGGUCCUGGAGGAUGAGAAUGCAAAUGUGGAUGAAGUGGAGUUCAAACCAGACACCUUAAUAAAACUCUUCCUGGGAUACAAAAACAAAAAACUUCGGGUGAACAUUAACGUKCCAAUGAAGACAGAGCAGAAGCAGGAGCAGGAAACCACUCACAAGAACAUAGAGGAGGACAGGAAACUGUUAAUACAGGCUGCCAUUGUGAGAAUCAUGAAGAUGCGCAAAGUGCUGAAACAUCAGCAACUCCUGGCAGAGGUGCUGAAUCAGCUGUCAUCCAGGUUCAAACCAAGAGUCCCCGUCAUCAAGAAAUGUAUCGACAUCCUGAUAGAGAAGGAGUACCUGGAGCGUGUCGACGGAGAGAAAGACACUUACAGCUACUUGGCUUAAAACCUUUUCAUUGUUCUCCACCCACCCACCCUCCCUCCUUUCUUUUUUAAAAAGUUGUCUCUUGAGUAAUAAACAUCAUUCCUUUUGACAUUUGGCCAAUGUUGUCAGGAAUGCGAGCACAGAAGGAGAAAAAGAAGAAAAAAGUUGUCAAUCAUCAUCAAGGUGGUUGCGAAAGCUGGACUUCCCUUUAAACUCUGACAUUAUGGGAUAGCUGCUCGCCCAGUGUUUGUUUGAAGAUCCCAUCUGAACUGCUCAGGAUCGACAGAUACAUUUUGAUAUGUAAAUAUGGACAGAGACCUUUACCUCUUUACUUUUAUCUUGCAAAGUUAAUAACAUACAAAAAAAACKAUCAAAACCCUUCACACCGAGGGUUGCAUGCUACUGCCUAUCUGCAUUUAAGAAGCAAAAAGACGUAAUAGAUGAGAAGCUAUUAAGACACUGCUGCUUUAUGUGGCAGUAGCAAAUUAAGAACGUAUGUUUAAAAAAAUAAAAGAUGAGUGCAAUUUUAGCUGCACUUCCAGAAAGCGAUCUGUGUUUGAAAAAGGCCCUUAGAAGUGUAAUCUGCAUUGUUACCAGCUACCAGAAAAACAUUUGUAUAGUGUGGUUCACUUUUUUUUUUAAUGUAUGGUAAAUAAAAAUUAAAGGUUUCUGUAUUCCCUCUGAUGGUUUUUAUUCCUUCAAAGCUGAUGUGAACUUUGGCCUGAGAUAUUUACACACGCAUCCCAAUUCUAAUCUAUGUUCACUAAUUGGUUGUGAAAAAGAGCUAAUGUGAUUGGUCAAAAGACCAAUUAGAGGGGGGRAAAUAUCAGAUCUGUGCAGCCUGUGUAAAUGCAGCCCUGGAUAUUAUAGAUCAUUGCUGGUUUCUUGAUGCUACAAUCCAUGAAUGACCUACUUAGCUGUUCAUUGCCAGUCAUUUGUAAACUGUAAAGCUUGUCAACAAGAUGUAUUGUGUGGGUAUUAGAACCGAAGGUUGCUACUUUCCCAUGAUCAGUUUUAAUCAGAAUGUACAUUAAUGGCUGUGUUUAGACAGUCAGCCCAAUUCAGAUUUUUUUUUAACCACUAAUUGGUAUUUUGACCAAUCACAUCAGGUCUUUUUUUUCUGAUUCGUCAAAAGACACAUUUUUGAGAGAGAAAAAAAAUAUCAGAAUUGAGCUGCCUGUCUAAACACAGCCUAAAUCACUGAAAACGUUCACAUCRUAGGCAGGAUGCAGACAGAAAAUGUAUGAGAUUGGAUCUUGGGGUUCUCUUGCCUAUUUCAAUAAUAAACAUUGUAAAUUAGGCUAUCA
This is a messenger RNA of Salvelinus sp. IW2-2015, 4100 nucleotides long. RefSeq names its product cullin-1. Gene Ontology annotation, molecular function: protein-macromolecule adaptor activity; ubiquitin protein ligase binding. Gene Ontology annotation, cellular component: SCF ubiquitin ligase complex. Gene Ontology annotation, biological process: SCF-dependent proteasomal ubiquitin-dependent protein catabolic process; protein ubiquitination. The record is from RefSeq and is a predicted model, not a curated record. Lineage: Eukaryota; Metazoa; Chordata; Actinopteri; Salmoniformes; Salmonidae.